AUGAAUAUUAUAAGGUUAUUAAAUGUUUCUCCAAAGGCACUUGCAAGUCCUAUUCCAAAACUUGUGCAAAGGCUAUAUGAUAAUUAUGAAUUAGAUACACGUAAAGAAGAAGAUGUGACCAAAGAAGAGAACACGGAAGAAGAUGCCUUAAUUGAUGCAAUUUUAGCCACUGAUGUAAUGGCUAGUACUAUGGAUUUUUUAUCAAAUAAGGGUUUCUUCAAUAAAGAUUUUGAAGAAUUCAAGAAAACUCUGAAGAAUAUCUGGUUUAGUGUUUUUUCUAGAGAAAAAGGAAAAUAUGGAAGUUCAGGAUUUGAACAUAUAUUCUUAGCGGAAAAGAAACGUGGUCGAAGCAUAGGAUUGCAUAAUUGGAUUUUUUUCCACACAGAAGAGUUAGCAAAGAAGUUAAAUUAUUUUGGAUAUUUACGUAACUUGGACAUUAAUGGCAAGGCUGCUGUAGCUAUGCUUCGCUUUACAUAUAAUGGAAAGAUCAAGAGUUCAUCCAUGUUUAUUGGAACUUCCCCAGAAUUGGAAAUGGCCUUGUAUACUCUUUGCUUUUUUGCAAGACCAAACCGGUAUUGCAGACUUUCAUUGAAUGAAAAAAAAUUAGGAAUUCAAACAUAUGUAUGGAAUGAUAGAAACAAAGAAUUGAUUGCAGCUGCGUUUCCUAUGAUAUGA
Molecule: messenger RNA, 675 nt
Organism: Cephus cinctus (wheat stem sawfly)
Lineage: Eukaryota; Metazoa; Arthropoda; Insecta; Hymenoptera; Cephidae
Product: poly(U)-specific endoribonuclease homolog
Exons: 3
Coding region: 1-675 (224 amino acids)
Molecular function (GO): RNA endonuclease activity
Source: RefSeq, a predicted model, not a curated record